GUGGAGAAGAUUGUACGGGAAGUCACUGUAGUCCAUCAGAUAUCGUCCCGAAUGUCGUGGCCGAAUUGAACCAGCUCUGAUUCCUCGCGAAUGUGAUAUACUUUGCCAUUGAUGUCUUGAUAUUUUACCGUUCGAUGACCACACCUUACUUAGUCGACAUUCUAUCUAUGAAUUAACUAUAAGCCAGUUUCCGUAAGAAAUAGAGGGGAUCAUGUAGAUGUAAAUAUAACUGUAUAAAUACAAAGGAGGUAUGCAUCGCACUUUCCCCUUCAGUUGACACGAGGUUACCGUUACAUAGACGUCCACAGGCAGAUCUUCGUGAUGUCGCAGGAAGAAGGCAAAAAUCGUAACAAGGUCUAUAAAGUCGUGUUAACGGGAGGGCCAUGUGGAGGGAAAACCACCGGCCAGGCCAGACUUAGCUCCUUUUUUGAGAGCAUGAACUGGAAGGUCUAUCGAUUACCAGAAACAGCUUAUAUAUUCCUUAGUGGUGGUGUUAAAUUUACAAGUCUCUCCAAAGAUGAUGCAUACCGACUCCAAAGGAAUCUCAUAAAAACCAUGAUGCAGAUUGAGGACACAUUUUUUGAUCUGGCCAACACCUGUGAACAGAACUGUCUGCUUAUCUGUGAUCGAGGCCUCAUGGAUGCCUCAGCUUAUUUGGAUCCAAAUGAUUGGGAGAGGAUGAAGACUGAAAACGGUUGGCACUCGGUUCAGCUGCGAGACAACCGGUAUAACCAGAUCAUACACAUGGUGUCGGCAGCCAAUGGCGCGGAGCCUUUCUACACACUGGAUGGCCAUAACACGCGGCAUGAAGGCCUGGACACUGCACGCAAACUCGAUGAAAUUACCGCAGCAGCUUGGGUAGGUCACCCAUACUAUGAUGUCAUAGACAACAGCACAGGCUUUGAAGAGAAAGUCAACAGAAUGAUCUCAACAGUGUGUAGCAGGCUGGGUAUAGAAGUCAAUGACAGAUUGAGCUCAGAAAGUAAGAAAAGAAAAUUCCUGGUCAAGUCUCUGGCUCCAGAAGAGGCAUUCCCUGGCUUCCAAGACUUCGAUGUACAGCAUUACUAUCUGUCCAGUCCCAGCAGAAAAACACAGGCCAGGAUCCGAAGAAGGGGCCAAAAUGGUAACUGGACCUACACCCACACCAUGAGAAGACAAGUCCAGGACUCAAUGGUGGAAAUAAGGAUGUCUAUAUCAGAGAAAGACUUCAAUAUUCUGUAUGAACAAAAAGACUCCAAAAGACACCCAAUCUAUAAAAAGAGGCGGUGUUUCCUGUGGAACAAUCAAUAUUUUCACCUUGACAUUUACAAGGAACCAAGUCCAGAAAGGUGCAAAGGUUUGAUUUUGUUGGAGACGUACACUGCUCUGAAAGGAGAUGAUCUCCCUUUACCUGAUUUUCUAGAGAUUGAGCGAGAAGUUACGGGUUUAACGGAAUACUCCAUGUACAAUUUGUCUCUUAAAGAAUGACAUGCUAGCCCUCAUAGAACUUAUUAUAGAAUUUUUUUGUGCCCAAGUCGUAGAAUUGAAAUUAGCCGGUGCCUAUGUGUAUUUUUCUGUCCGGCCUUGUGUGUUGUUCUGUGUCAUACAUGUGUUCACUAGGAAGUGUAUUCUGGUUCCUACAUAUCUUGGCUGGUGGACCCUUCUGUAGAAGAGACACCCCCCAACAGAUGUCUCAGUAAAAUUCUCCCAUUGUAUUUUGUACUUUGUAUCUAGGACAUGGGUUUUUAUUUUUUCAAUGUAUGUUUUUACAUCCUGUAGUUUUAGUUACUGAAGCUUGUUGCUCAUAGUUAUCUCACCAGAACUUAACACAACUUAUUGUAAUCCAGAUUCUUCCAUGGGUAAUGUGAUCCCUGUAGAUAUCUUAUAACAUCUACACAAGAUGGUUGAUAUAAGUGGUGUUUCUAACUCCCCCUACCCCCAUCCUCAAUAUUUCUUCAAUGUAAAAUCCUACAAAAUGUUUUGCACUGCAAAAUUCAAGGCAUCAAAAACCAUAUCUUUGAGAUUAGAUACUUUGUGUAUUGAAAACCAAAGCUCAUCACCAACUCCCAUAUGAACUUGCAUUUAUUUCUGUAACAAUCGUUGUACAGUAACGUUCAUUGCUCUAAUGGAAAUGCAUUUAGCAAUUGUAGGUAUGAAUGAAACAAGUUUAUCAAUGGACUAGAUGUUAUCUACAACUCAUUGAAAGUAAUAUGAAAUACAGUAAAUAAUUAUAUGGAGCCAGCUAUUUGGUAGAUGGCCAACAGGAAAUAAGAAAUGCAUUGAACAAAUGAUACACGUACAAGUAAACACAUCAUAUACAUGUAUUUCAGAUGUUAAACUGGAUGAUAAGGAAAUUAUUACAUGCUUUCUUAUGUAUUUUUGGGAGCUGAUUUUAAUUAACUCUCCUAUGCAGUUACUCUGACAAACCGAAAGUGAAACAGUGUUUGGACCUAAGCACAAAUCAUCACCGCUGACCAGACUUGAUUUUAAAUAGUACAAACAAUUUAGAUAUUUUUUGUAGUCGUAUGUAUUCCUACGCCAGAGUUCCAUUUAGUCUCGUUCAACCAUACGCUCGGCUGGAUCCGUAAAUCUCCGACAAACGGAGAGUCUUUCUUGGUAGUCGGAGAUCAACGGAGAGAGCCGAGCGUCUGGUAGAACGAGACUAGAGUUCAAUAUUGCUUGGAUCCAGACAUGUGUACUAUUUUUAGAAAUAUUUCGAUUACUGAUACAUAGUUUGAUGGAAUUAACACAUGAUUCAUAUGGAGUUUUCUCGAAAUUCUUGUCAGAAAAGUUAGAGAAUUCAUAUUCUAAAAAUGUGCGGAAUAAAAAUACAGUUAAGAAACUAAUUGCCACGCAAAAUAACAUAUCGUUGAUUUUAAAAUUAAUAAUGAUUGAUAAAAUCAACUCCCGUCAGUACUUCAGUACUUUGAUUUAAAGAUAAAAACAUAACUUCAAUGUCUGUCAUAAAUCAAUAAUUGACAUAAAUGAUGUACCCUGAGGGGAAGAAAUUAACCUAAUGUGAUCCCAAAGUUUCUCAUUGCAUUCAAACAAUGUGUAGUCAGAAGCCAAAGUAACUUAACAGAAUCUCAGAAAUAUCAUGUUCUUGAAAUUUAAUUGUAACAAUCAAUGUCAGCUCAAGGUAAAUGAAACCAACAUUCCAGAAAUUGCUUCUGUUUUUUGCAUGUACUGUUGCUGUGAAAUGCAGGGUCUGUGAGUGAAAAGGGUUUGCAUGAAUUUGUUUAUACUGAAUUAAUUAAGUGAUGUUAGGUUGCUGACUUUUAAGAAUCUCAAAAUUUUAAUAGCAGAUACAUUGUAUUUAAUAAAUAACUGUAUCUGUGAGACGGAAUUUAAUUUGAGGACUUAACUUGAUUAAUGGACUUGUAAGUUUAGUCUUUUUAAAUUAAGUCGUUAAAGUUCUUUUAUGGUCAAAAUUUUAUGAAAUUUUGGUUACAAUUUGCUUGAUGAUUUUUUUACUACUCGAAUACAGAUAAAUUAAUUGGUUACAAACCUGUAUGUCAUUUCGGAUUAUUUUAGAUUUUGAUGACAAUGAAGUGAAAUUUUUUUCACUUUUUUUUUCAAGAAUAUACCGGUAAUGACAGCAUUUUCAAUACUCUGACUUAUUCUUUUGUAAGUUUUCUCUAGUCAAAGUAAUAUGCAUGUAGUUCCAGUGGUAAAAACAUUGCUAAUCAUGAACUGAUUUGACAAGGAGUUAUAAAUAUUCUUCUCUUUUUACGUUUUUUUUUCUAGAACAUGAUGGUGCCAAACAUUGUUUUCCAUCAGUAGCAAAUGCAAAUAUUUUCUAUGUAGAAUUAUUUUCAUUUUAUUGAAAAAUAUUUAAACUUGCAUUUCAUUUGCAUUUCAUUGCAUGACUUUGUGAAUUUUUUUUGUUGAGUUUACAUUAUUUCUUUGCUUUUUAUUUUUGUUGAAAAAGCAUGGUAUAUGGGUAUAUUUUGGAGGUAACUUUGCAUUUUCAAAUGAAUAUGUCAAAAAUCUUAAUUGUAUUCUCAUAUAUUUUUAAAAAAAAUGAAAUAUUAACUUGGAACCAAUUGUAUAAUAUCAAAUAUAUUUCUAAUAAUGUUUUCAUUAUUUUUGUCUGAACAAAAGAAUGUGAUUUUAUUUUAACAAUAUCUUGAUUUAGGCAGCAGUGCUAUUGUGUAGGCUAUGCAUUAUUAUUCUGGUGUGUUGUUAGCUUUGUAUACAUGAGGGUAAGGCAUUUCUAUUGUAAUUUUUUUUUUAAAGUCUGUAAAUGACUUAUUCAUUCACUGUGCAUAAUUUCUAUGCACAGACCUUUGGUAAUCUCGUUGGACAAGGAAAUGUUUCAUUGAUACUUUUUUUGGACUGGUUUCCAAGGAUACGGGGCAUUAUCUCUGUUUCAAACUGGCAACACAUCUCCCCUGACCAGCAGAUUUGGACAGACUGUUGUACACCUAUACUUAUUGUAAAAACACAUACUGCUAUUUCAUUGUUGUGUUAUGUAAUUAUUUUUUCUAAGAUUCCGAACCUGCUCGUUGUUGCUUUAAUUUAGCUGAAAAUGUUUUUGUUUAUAUGAAUCUGUUUUCUUCAAUAAGGUUGAGUAGAAUUUUGAAUUAACAAACUAUCUGCUGUUCAACUUGUUCUCUAUUUUUAUCUCUCUGAUUGUUCACACCUCUGAUUAAUGCACCCUCUCAUUGUCAUUGUUAAGUCUCGAUAUAUGUAUCACCCAUUAAAGAAUCGGACAGACCUUUAUUAUAUCAUUAGGACAACCCUCUGUUUAACAUGAUAACUCUGUGUAAUUACAAGCACGUCUAUAAAUAGACACACCCCCUCACCUCUCGAUGUGCCUGGUACUCACUUCCGUGUAGAAACUUCCUGUUUUUUUAUAGACAGGAAUUGCGCUGCCCCCGUUCCUCCUUCCGUUUACAAUAAUCAAGAAAUCCUGAUCUGUUCUCGGUGUUUCUGAUGAUUAUUUUUUUUCCUGUUGCUGUUGUGAUCAAACUUAUCUCAAUUCAUCAUGUCGUAACUCAAAUAUUGCGUGACAAGUUUGCAGAAAUAAAACUGUUCAUCAUCGACCAUGUAUUUUGUCUUUUUAAAGUCUUGCAGUAUGUUUAUACAUUAAUUAAUCCAUCUAUGUAUGCAUCUUGUUUAUUUCUUUAAACCUAUCUAGUAGAAAAUAAAGUGUUUGCUGUUA
Messenger RNA from Magallana angulata, 5146 nucleotides. RefSeq names its product TRPL translocation defect protein 14-like. Lineage: Eukaryota; Metazoa; Mollusca; Bivalvia; Ostreida; Ostreidae. Bases 322 to 1467 code for a protein of 381 amino acids. The record is from RefSeq and is a predicted model, not a curated record. The transcript has 13 exons. Gene Ontology annotation, molecular function: phosphatidic acid binding; GTP binding; phosphatidylinositol binding.